UUUCAGCUGAGACUAUUGAAUAAAUUUCAGUAUUUUACAAAUUCAAGUGCGUGUGGAAAUGUAGGUAUACAGCUAACAAAUCAAUGGACAACUGUGCAUUCUGCAAUGCUGAUGGGGAGUUUUUGAUAGUUCCUCAAAAAGGAAGUAAGUGAUGUGGAUUACAACUGAAUGUGGUAGGUUGCAAGUCAAUCCUGGUGAAAUAAUUGUUAUUCCUCAAGGAUUUCGCUUUGCUGUUGAUCUGCCGGAUGGAGAAUCGCGAGGUUAUGUUGGUGAAAUUUUUGGAGCUCAUUUUCAACUCCCUGAUCUUGGGCCAAUAGGUGCAAAUGGUCUUGCUGCUCCAAGGGAUUUUCUUGUUCCAGUGGCAUGGUUUGAUGAUAGCUGCUGUCCAGGUUACACCAUUGUACAAAAAUUAUCAAUACUAGUUUCAUUCCUGGAGUAAAAGUGUUGUGUUUGC
Ipomoea nil (Japanese morning glory) is the source of this 454-nucleotide messenger RNA. RefSeq names its product homogentisate 1,2-dioxygenase-like. Bases 152 to 439 code for a protein of 95 amino acids. NCBI's taxonomy places the organism in Eukaryota, Viridiplantae, Streptophyta, Magnoliopsida, Solanales, Convolvulaceae. Gene Ontology annotation, cellular component: cytoplasm. The record is from RefSeq and is a predicted model, not a curated record. The transcript is spliced from 3 exons. Gene Ontology annotation, biological process: L-phenylalanine catabolic process. Gene Ontology annotation, molecular function: homogentisate 1,2-dioxygenase activity.